AUGGACAACGCUGAACUACAAUAUGCUACACAUCUAGUAGUCCUACAACACGGACUGAUGGGUAGUAAGCACGAUUUUGCGCGCUUCGUGGAAAUAUUCCAAACGCAUUUUCAGACAGAUGAGUUGUUCCUGCACGCAACAGAAAGCAAUGCCAAUGGCUUCUUCCGGACAUAUGAUGGUGUGGAUCAAGGUGGUCAACGUAUAGCUGACGAGAUUCAACAACUUGCAGAGAAGAUGCCUAAUCUACAAAAAAUCUCGAUGAUUGGCCAUUCCCUUGGAGGGUUGUACAAUCGGUUUUGUAUUGGAUUGUUAUUAAGUCGUGGCUUCUUCGAUAAGGUCGAACCGAUGAACUUUAUAACGCUGGCGUCACCGCAUCUCGGUAUCCGUCGCCCUCGUCGCGGUGCAACCAAUGUCGUCUUUAAUGCAUUGAUGCCCAAAAUCUUCAGCAGGUCGGGAGCACAGCUCACGCUUAUUGAUCAAGCAAGUGAAGAAACAAUCAAAUUAAGCAGACCUUCAAUCAGACAUCUCAAAAAAGUCUAUUAUCCAGCUCUUAGCGAAAUAGAAGGAUUGCUGUUAGUUAGUCUUCCCGCAUCAGAAAUGGAGCAAGACGACAAAACCUUUUUUGAGGUUUUUAAAUGCAAAGUCAGCGACCGAAAGCUUUGUGUGUAUGAUAACAUAGAGGAUUCAAAGCACGAGCUGAAGCUGGAAAUUAAUCUCUCGUGCUCAGAAAUUCAAAUAUUAUUGCCAAGUAGCACGUCGAAAGGUGACAACGCCGUGUUUCCAAAGUUUGCUACUAGACAAAAUGGUGCCUUCGACAAAUUUGAUGGUGAAAACAACUUUGACGUACUGAUCCGAUGGUCCACCGAGUCCAAUUCUGAUACUGUAGAUACUGUCAAAACGUAUACGUGUGUGCUUCGUAUUCCUGAAAAAGACAUGCAGCGUGACUGGAAAUGGCUUGUGGUAUUCAGUAACGCUAGUUUUGGUGUGCGCUGCCUCACAGCAACAAACUGUCCAGAUGAAGCAAAAGCUGGAAAGCCUUCCGUGCCACCUUUGCUCAGUUGUUUGACACGAGGCCACUUUAAUCAAGCGCUGCAAUUGUUUAAAGCACGAACUCUGUAUUCGAGUAUCUUUUUUGAUAUGCAAGUUCCGUACACUUGUGCUGCAGUACGCGCUUUCAACCCGUAUCGUUUGAGCGCGAAGAAGGUUAGAUUGUCUCCUACAUACACCCAUAUCGUACACAACUCGCUCAAAGUUGCGCAUAAACUACGAGACACGAUUCCUCCUAAAAUCCAGCGUCUCGCGAUGGAAUGCAAAAAGCUAAAGCGGGCUGCUGUAUUCUCACCUUCAAAUGAAGACGAGCAGAAGCGAAAUGCAACCGAAGCUGAAGACAGCGACAUUGGUAUCACUAGUUCUUUAGGCAGCAGCGGAGGCACUUCUUGCUCUGCUUCAGAUUUUGAAAGAAAGUCGACAUCUAGCUUAAAAGGCACUGAUCGACACAAAGAUCUCGAUCAUAGCCGCCGUCGCGGGUAUACUAUGGGCUCGAAGCCAUUACAACGCCAAGAAGUGUCUCGUCCAGAACCUUUUAUCGAAGAUGACGUGAUCGUGGAUCAGCUUCCGUAUGCUUUUACGUCAGACGCAGAACAAGACGAAUUGCGUGGUAUGCUUUUGUCAGUGCAAAGCGUUGGCUGGCGACGGAUCGAUGUUCUUUUUGGCGGCGUGAUGUCACAUGAGCACAUCAUUGCUAAACGAGCGGACCUAAAAAAACCUCUCGAAUCAGGCAUUGACGUUGUGCACCAUGUCAUGGACACUUUUAUGAACUGGACUAAACGCCAUUUGCUCGACCAGUCCAGACGGAAAAAGUGA
Messenger RNA from Plasmopara halstedii, 1863 nucleotides. Its product is annotated as Predicted alpha/beta hydrolase. Lineage: Eukaryota; Oomycota; Peronosporomycetes; Peronosporales; Peronosporaceae. The record is from RefSeq and is a predicted model, not a curated record. The coding region runs from base 1 to 1863 and encodes 620 amino acids. The transcript has 4 exons.